This is a messenger RNA of Cricetulus griseus (Chinese hamster), 2786 nucleotides long. Lineage: Eukaryota; Metazoa; Chordata; Mammalia; Rodentia; Cricetidae. The record is from RefSeq and is a predicted model, not a curated record.
GUAGUGGUUACUAAGACGACGCCAAGCCGCAAGUCGGUGAGAGCAAAGCUGCGUCUCAGAAGUCGGGCUGUGGCCGCCUCCUCCCGCCUCGGGUCCACGUGGAGGCACUGAGUGGGUCAGUCCCCUCCCUGACUCAGGCGUCCCGGUGUGCUCAGGUACCCAUGAACCCCACCCGGAACGCUAAAUGCUCUUCUCAGGCCGAGGACCCCAAAGUCUUCUUUGGGAGGUCGCAGGCUUCAUCAUUUCUCUGUGCCAGGCCCGGAUGUGAUGGAUGAUGCACGCAACAGAGCUAAGCCAGUCCCGGAGUGUGUUUCUAGCUGGGGAGUCGGUUAAAGUGAGAGAGUUUUCUAUUAGGAUUAUUGAAAACAGAGUGAUUUUUUUUUCCCCUGAGGAAAUCCUAAAAGGUUCAACAUGAACAACGUUCAGGCAAAAGAGAUCAUAGUGACAAACACAGCUGGACUAUGCAGUGAGAAACGGCUCCCAGACUUUUCCCAGUCCGCCUCUGAUCUCUUGCUCCCACCUACAUGGCUGAAAGGAGCCCCAUGAGGCAUGUGUGGAUACUCCAAGCUACAUUUGAAUUCUGUCCCAUACCUCCGAGGACAGCUGGGCCAUAGGCAACUUUCAGGUCUACUUGGGCUCAUGUUGGCAUCUGGUUCUUCCUCCUGGAGAAACUGGGAAAGGCGUAUGCAGACCCUGGUAUCAUUUGGGCAGUGAUUUCCACAGACUUGACUAGAAGAGGGAAAUAAGGUUUUGGCUUUGAGUUCGCAGAAGUUCUCAGUGCCACCUGCUGUGAUGUCAUCCUCCAAAGGAAGUCGGAAGCAAAGGCCGUCUGUGUUUGCCAAGGGACCACUGGAGAUUCCAUCUCCAACAGAGGCAGACUUGCCUAAGGAUGAUGAGAAGGAUUUUGACUUCUGGGACAUGUAUCAAGAACUGGACACUCUGCCUUUGCCUUACCGAAUGAUCAACAAGCUGGUGAACCUCCUGUUUGACUACUCAUGGGAAGUUAUUGAGGAGAGAGAAGCUUUACGGGAAAUUGAGAAAAACCGCAUCCUGCCUACCACCUACCCUCCAGGUGCAGAAAUCCAGCUCAACAAAAUGCCUGGUGGUAUGGCUGUUUCACAAGACUAUCUGUUUAUUGGAGGAGUCAAAGGAUUCUCAAUCUAUAAUCUGCACAAUUUCAAAAGAAUGUAUGUUUGGGAGAAGUUAAAGGUUGAUGUUAUUUCCAUCUGGGCCAUGGAUUUGGGGAAUGAAGUACUUAUCAUUCCUGUGGAUGAACUAGGUAUUGUUAGAUUGUUUUACUUGUAUAAAGACAGUCUUUUUCUCCUUAAAGCCAUCAAUGAAAUGGAUGAUAUCAGCAAGCAAAGCACCUGUGUGAAGAUGGAACUCUCUCCAAGCGGGGACUACGCAGCGUUUCUCCUCCAAGGAGCUGGGGACAUUUGGCUGGAAGUAUAUAAAUUGCCCAAGGAGACUUGGCUAAAGGAAGUGGAGCACCCACAGUUUACUCUGAAUCCAAAGAAAAAAACCAAACAGCUGCAACUGAGCACUCCCGACUCUGCUCUUACAGAAAGUGUAGAAACGAACUUACGACCAAGUCUAAGCCCUUAUGCAAUCCAGGACUUAAACAUUUGUUUUAAAACUGACCUUAAAUUGAGUCCUCCAGUUUAUGUAAUGAAGAUUAAACCCCCUAAGCCCAUAGCAGGUACUACAUUUAAAAGCCCCCUGGAGAUCUUUUCAAAGGUAGAAGACUACUGUGGGCUAGGCUCCGGGCAGAAUCACUACAUCAAGGAUGUGCAGUGGGAGCAGCACAUGGAGAUCUUCAAUGCCUCCUACAAGAAGUACCUGGAAGGGGAGUGGGAAGAGGAGCCACUCAGUACAGCCACGUUCCACUUCUUUACUAACUCCAUAUCCCCAAUACCAGUGGAUGCCAAGAGCCCUCCAGGAGCAGCCUGUAUCCUCGGCAUACGUUGGACUGGAAGUCAUAAUUUCUCCCUCUAUUCACUGAACAAAAACCUGAAGGAUAAAACCGACUGUGAGAACGUAUGGCCCUGUGCUGCGCCCAUUACAGUGUCUCAGAUCAGCAGCUCUUCCUCCUACCUGGUCCUCGCCUGUGAGGAUGGUGUGCUCAUUCUGUGGGACCUGGCCCAAGGAUUCCUCUUUGGGGUCAUUGCUCUACCCGAGGGCUGUUUCUGCCAAAGCAUUCACUUCCUAAGGUUCUUCCUGGUGCACGAAGGACGGAACGUGUACCCUGAAGUCCAGGUGAAGUAUGAAAUGAUGUGUGUGGUGCUGUGUACCGAUGCUUCCCUCCACCUGGUGACAGCCAGCAGGACCACGGGACCCACCAGCAAGGUGCUUGUUGAGAGGUCUAAGAAGUACCCGGAAGAAACCAUCUGUACAGUUGCCUCAGUCCCAGCCUUGCCUGGCAUGGUGCUAAUCUUUUCCAGGAACCAGUCUGUGAGCCUCAUGGACGUGGCCAAGUCUGAAAUCAUCUGUGCCUUUGCAGCCCCUGUACAGCCUGUGGAGGCGAUGCCCUGGAAGCCACUGUUUGUUGUGUCUCCACACCAUCCAUAUUUUCUGCUUCACGGAGUGCACCCAAAUGAUAACGCCACACCUACCGUUGAUGCCAAGAACACCACAGAUUCUGUUUUCUGUUUUAAUUUUGAUGACUAUCCCCUCCUGAAAGAUAUCUCCAAAAAUUGCACCAUUUCUCAAAAGGACUUGGAAUGUAACCAGGCCUUCCCCCAGGUGUUGCCACUGGAGAAAAGAUGUGAGCAAUUCCUCCAGAAGAG